Messenger RNA from Lytechinus variegatus (green sea urchin), 3994 nucleotides. RefSeq names its product histone-lysine N-methyltransferase PRDM9-like. NCBI's taxonomy places the organism in Eukaryota, Metazoa, Echinodermata, Echinoidea, Temnopleuroida, Toxopneustidae. Gene Ontology annotation, cellular component: chromosome. The record is from RefSeq and is a predicted model, not a curated record. The coding region runs from base 116 to 2677 and encodes 853 amino acids. Gene Ontology annotation, molecular function: protein binding; chromatin insulator sequence binding. Gene Ontology annotation, biological process: regulation of transcription by RNA polymerase II. The transcript is spliced from 5 exons.
UUUUUCGGUAGCGACGCAUGCGCAGUGUAUGGCUGCUGAGAGAGCUAAAAAGGACACUGAACUGUCAAGUGAAGAGAAAUAAGCUCGGUGUGCAUGUUGAGGUGAGGGAAGAGAAAUGGAUCCUAACUACAGAGAGAGUUGUCGCGAGGGAUACUUCACUGGAGGAGAGCGAGAUGAUGCAAGACAGCAUCAGAUGCCGCACUUCACGCACCAGCUGCCCUAUCACUCGAACCUUGUCUCUUCGCUGCAGCAACCAGCAAUUGUCUUGGAGCAAUCGGAUGUUCAGAGGAACAGGGAAGACUUCUCUGGUAGCCAUGCCAACCCUUCCAUGCUUAGAUCCAUAUACUCGGGCUCAGGGUCAAUACUACCAAGCCCUAACAUUCUCCUGCAAUCAACCAACCACUUUGCAUCAUCCAACAACCAGCACCCUCAACAUCCGCAACACCAGCAACACCAACAGCAACUCAACCGCCUACAACCGACAACUCGGCCCCACUUCAUUCCUCCCAGCACAACUCACCUAGCCGGCCCUAACCUUGCCGUUGAUGCGACCGUCGCACAGCAUAUCGACCCUGGUAUCGAGAGAACGGAGACUUCCAGAGACUCCCUCGAUGCUACCUUAAACGAACCCUUGGAGUUGUCCAUGCCCAGACAACACCAGGACACCUCGUCAAAGACUCUCAUGAACACCUCGUCAAAGACUCUCAUGAAAGACAAGGUUGCAGUCCCACCAAAGCCUCCCAACCCGAUCCUCCAACCAAAGCAUCUUAACCUCAUGCCUACGCCCCAACCCAAAAGCCUCUUGCCACCUCUCCGGAGAAGGGACAGAGUUCAACCCAGGUCGGGCGGUCAGCUUCCAGAGUUCCUCGCCUUCAAGUAUCUUCGUAACGAGAAAGAGAAUAUAGUUGGAGUUGUGGCCAAAGAUAAUGUUGAUGAAGGCAUGGAGUUUGGACCGUACAAUGGCAAUUUCCUGGAUGAAGAGAUAGGGUCUACCAAAGAAUCAACGUGGGAGCUCUGCACCGGGGGUAAAGUCUUCCUCUACAUGGAUGGUAAGAAGAAGGACCAACUAAUCUGGAUGUCCUAUGUUCAGAGCGCUCGCAACGAACAAGAACAGAACCUAGAAGCAUGCCAAUACUACGGACAGAUCUACUUCAGAACUACAAAGUGCAUUGAACCAGGAAGUGAACUUAGAGUGUUCUACAGUAAAGAGUACUCAGAGUCCAUCGGGUUUAAGAGCACUCUCAAAGACUUGGAUUAUCACGAGGAGGAUGACUAUUUUCAGUGUAACUCCUGUGAGAGCCAAUUCCCAACAGCCAAACGAAUGUUCCGUCACAUGAAGUUUGAUCAUGAACAAGACUCUAGUGAUGACCUACGACCCGUGAUUACAUGGAAGGUCAAAUGUAAGACAGAAUGCACAAAGUCAGAGGAGUUACCUUCUUCAGGAUUCAAGGAUAUUGAGACGGAACCCACGGAGGGAUCGUCACAGGUUUAUUCCCCAGGUCAGUUCAUCUGUACGAUCUGUGGCAAGAAGUUUCCUACGGAAGGCCGUCUUGAAGCUCAUUCCAUGUUUCAUGAAUUCAGCGAAGAGCACACCUGCAUCAUCUGCGGAGAGAAGCAACGCAACUCCAGGGCUCUCACCAAGCACAUGGCCAAACACGAGACGGUCGUCCACAAGUGCCGCAAGUGUGACAAGUCGUACAAGUGCAGAAACAGCCUGCUCCGUCACAACCGGGAGGCCCAUGUCCUGGGUCGGAAGCAGGAGAAGGGGAGUUUGAAAGACGAACAAACCCAAAGGGAAUACAACAAAGAUGCAGAUACUAUAUGGAAGAAGAAGAAAUACAGGAAGACUCCAAAGUCAGAACCCAAUCCUGGUUUGCCAGCCGAGGUUCCGGGAGAGACUAAGGUAACCAAUGACAGUAAUCCUGGGACAAAGGCUGCUCCAAGAAAGAGAGUUGCAAAGGCUAAACCAACUCCUGAAGAACCUAAGGAUAUGCUGGGAAAGACAGUAACAUACUACAAUAGACCUAGACCUUUCAAGUGUAGGCAUUGUCCACGGCGAUACAGGUCCAAGACCGCAGUCUUGGAGCAUGAGAGGGAAGUCCAUGAAAACAAAGGAACUUAUAAGUGUAACCUGUGCCCUCGUGUCUUUGUGAAAGAGAGUAACUUCUUUCAACACUACCAGAGUCACGAGCAGAACCGUCUCUACCGCUGUUCACUCUGUCCGCGUGCCUUUGCAUCAGAUAGUGCCCUCGCCAACCAUCAAGGGGAACACACAGGCCUCAAACCGUUCAAAUGCGAGAUUUGCGGCAAGGGAUUCCGGAUCCGCAAGUGGGUGUGUGCUCAUAAACGCAGGAUGCAUCAGACGAGAGAGCUGCGCUUCUUCUGCUCCUUCUGCAACAAAGGAUUCACGGACAAAGGUCCGCUCCAGAAGCACGAGCUGCGUCAUAAGGGUAUCCGGCCGUUCGUCUGUAUGAUAUGUGGUAAGGGGUUUGGAGUGAAGUAUGUUCUUGAGGUCCACAUGCAGAGUGUACACGCCGCGGAGAAGAAGUAUCAAUGUGAAGUGUGCGGUAAGAAGUUUUCAUUGAACCAACACUACGUGACUCACAUAUUUAAACAUAGAGCACAAGGAGAAGACAUUCCUGGAUUAGCCUCAGCCCAGGAAGGUCAGGAGAAUUGAAUAGCUCCUCCUUUGAGUGGUAUUGUCAGAGAAAUUCAAAUGCAACUCUUUCUGCAACAUACCCCAGGGCUGGGUCUUGCAAAGAGUUGCGAGUUAUCCAGUCAAUCACUUCUAUGGAAAGGCAGCAACGUCAACAUAUGCAUGGGUUCAAAAUAUUUUCUAACUCUGAUGUAAUUUUCAUAAAUCAUCGCUUACUUGAAAAUUCAGUGUGCUUCUCUUUGUUUACAAAUAACAUUGAGCAAUUUGAUGUUGGAAAAGUUAUGACAUUAAUGGAUUUCCAUACAGUUGCGGUCGAUCGGAUCAAUUGUAACUCAUUCGGCAUGUUUCUACGGAGAAUCAUUAAACGGUAUUACCUGCGUAAGUAUCCAGAAUUCCGGAAAACUUCCCUGUUGUAACAGACGUGAUGUGGUUUAUUGAAAAACCGCAUCAUGCAAAAUACGGUUUCUCAUAACCACCUCUGGGAGGUGGUUAAUGCCGUGUUCCGCGACCCGCAAUGUGAGGGCGAUACAGUUUUUCGAUUCCGGAAAAGAAAUAGCGUUUUUUAAUGAGUCUCUAUUGAAACACCCUGUUUGUAAGAUGGGCCUCGGGUGUGGCAGAUCCUAGACAACCUUGCCAUUCAUACAUUCUUAUAUUGUAAAUGAUAAUCAUCAAACUUCUAGUGUCUAGUGUAUGGCAUUUGUAGUCACAUCAAUUUAGCAUCUAUGUUACAAAUGUGCAAAUCCAUGAUUUAACAGUAAACUCUAAUAUCUGUCAUUUGUUGCCCUCCCAAACCAAUAUCUAUUUUUGAAUAGGUAGUACUUCCUUGUUGUGUAUUGAUAUAAAAUUAUUUUAAAAAUACAAUUUUAAGGUACACGAAUUUUUGUUUCUACAUGCUAUGUAUUUAUCUGUAUGGUAUACAGUUUGCAAUUUAACAAAUCAUGUUAAUUGAGAAUUUAACUAAUGCUUUGAGCAGCCUCAUAAUGCGAAUUUAUUUAAACAACUCAUGGAGCCUGAACAAAAAAGGUGAUUGUGAUAAUACAGAUUGAAAUCUUUUCAUGAAAUUGUUAUAAGACAAAAAAAAUCUAUUUUAUCCACGCAAUUUGAAUUAGUUGAUGUAAUUUUUAGAAAACCAUAAGGCUAAAUAUAUUUGGUCCUCUAUCAGAUUUUGGUGUUUCUAUUAUGUAAUGAUCUAUUUCAUUAUGUGUAUGGAUUCUGUAAAGCACAUCAGCGCAAGCCUUAGUUAUGAAAGGCUCCUUGUAAUAGCUACUCGGUAUUAUCAAUGUUUAGAAAUGUGAAACUUAAAGAUAAUAACAAGAGAUAACCCCCCCCCCCCUCUUU